GGCUGUUGAUACCUUUUUUUACUUGCUUAAAAGAAAAGGAUUUUGGGCUCGAAAAAAGAAAAGAGAAUAUAGAAUAACGCUAUAAAAACUCGACUUUUUCCCUUUUUUCUUUACACCAAAUUCUUCAUUUCUAUCUUUUUCAUUAAAAUAAGUUAACAUGAAGGAGCAAGUUAUCGAUAACACGCCGAAAAAAAUUCGGUACAUUCAAUUUGGUGUUCUGUCACCACAAAACAUGGUCAAGAUUGCAGAAUUUGAAAUUACUCAAAGAGAUCUCUAUAUGCCUGAAAGUCGUACUCCUAUCAAGGGUGGUGUUUUGGAUUUGAGACUGGGUACUACCAUGAAAGAUAGCGUGUGUGAGACCUGUGGACAAAAAAUGCAAGAAUGUGCUGGUCAUUGGGGUUACCUUAAGUUGGUUUUACCUAUCUUCCACAUUGGUUUUUUCAGACCUGUCAUCAAUAUUUUGCAAGAAAUUUGUAAAACUUGUAGUCGUGUCAUGUUAGAAGAAACUGAUCGCCGUACGUUUUUAAGAAGAUUAAGAGCACCAGGAUUAGAUAAUUUACAACGUAAUCGAAUUAUUAAGCAAGUCAACGAGAGAUGUAAAAAGGUCACAUAUUGUCCUCAUUGUAAUGCUGUCAAUGGUGUCGUAAAGAAGGUUGGACCCAUGAAAAUCACCCACGACAAAUAUCGUUUAAAGAGAGUCGAUGCCGAAGCUGAGCAAUUCAGAAAAACAUUCGAAGCAGCAGCAUCCUCUAUGCCCGAAAUUAAACCUCAUAUCAGCAAAGCACAAGACGAUUUGAAUCCACUUCGUGUAUUGAGAUUAUUUCAACGUAUUUCACCCGAAGAUUGUGAAUUAUUAGGUUUGAGUGAAGAGCAUGGUAGACCUGAAUGGUACAUUUGGCAAUAUCUUCCCAUCCCUCCUUCUUGUGUUCGUCCUUCUGUUCUUCAAGAUGAUAAUAGUAGUAACGAAGAUGAUCUUACAGCGAAAUUGACUGAAAUUAUCUUCACAAACGCCAUUAUUCGUGCUGGUUUAGAAAGAGGUGUUACUGUUAUGAAUUUGAUGGAACAAUGGGAAUUUUUACAGUUAGCAGCUGCCAUGUAUAUUAACAGUGAACUUCCCGGUGUACCUAAUGCAAAUACUGGUAAGCCUAGUCGUGGUCUCUGUCAACGUUUGAAGGGUAAACAGGGUCGUUUCAGAGGUAAUUUGUCCGGUAAACGUGUUGAUUUCUCUGGUCGUACCGUUAUUUCUCCAGAUCCAAAUAUGCGUAUUGAUCAAGUUGCUGUACCUGAACGUGUUGCCAAAGUACUCACCUUCCCUGAACGAGUCAAUAGACACAAUAUUCACAAGUUACGUCAAAAUGUCAUCAAUGGCCCCUUUGUUCAUCCCGGUGCUAACUUCGUUCAAGGGUCAAAUGGAUUCAAAAAGUUUUUGAAGUUUGGUAACAGACAAGAUAUAGCCGCCGAUUUACAAAUCGGUGAUUUAGUUGAACGUCAUUUAUCCGAUAACGAUGUCGUAUUAUUCAAUCGUCAACCUUCUCUUCACAGACUUUCUAUUAUGGCGCAUUUUGCAAAGGUUAUGCCUUGGAGAACUUUCCGUUUCAAUGAGUGUGUAUGUUCACCUUACAAUGCGGAUUUUGACGGUGAUGAAAUGAAUAUGCAUUUACCUCAAACACAAGAAGCGAAGGCAGAAGCCAUUGAAUUGAUGGGUGUCAAGAACAAUUUGGUUACUCCCCGUAACGGUGAACCCCUUAUUGCCGCUACUCAGGAUUUCAUUACAGCCUCUUACCUCUUGUCUUACAAAGAUACUUUUUAUACCCGUGGUGAGUUUACACAAACUUGUUCCAUGAUGUGUGAUGCAGAUAUGAAAAUCGAUCUCCCCCCUCCUGUUAUUUGGAAGCCUCAACGUCUGUGGACCGGUAAGCAAGUGUUUAAUGUUCUUUUCAGACCCAACAAGGAGAGUAAGGUAUUAUUGAAUGUGGAAGCAAAAACAAAAUCAUUCGUCAAAGAGGAAGGUCGUCUUCCUGAUAUGUGUCCUAAUGACGGUUGGCUCGUUGUCCAAAACAGUGAAAUCAUGUGUGGUCUCGUUGAUAAAGCCGUUGUCGGUGACGGUAACAAAAAUUCCGUCUUCUAUGUAAUUUUGCGUGAUUAUGGACCAAUUGAAGCUGCCAAAUGUAUGAAUCGUUUAGCCAAACUUUGUGCGCGUUGGUUGGCUAACCGUGGUUUCUCCAUUGGUAUCAGUGAUGUUACUCCCGGUGAGCGUUUGAGUAAAAUCAAAUACAAAGAGGUCACUACCGCUUAUGCUAAGUGUGACGAAGUCAUUGCUCAGUAUAAUUCAGGCCAAUUGGAAACAAUGGCUGGUUGUAAUGGAGAAGAGACUAUGGAGUCGCUUGUAUCUGGUAUCCUAUCCGCUGUUCGUGGUGAUCUUGGUAAAGUCUGUAUGGACGAAUUAAACAUGUACAAUUCACCCAGUAUCAUGGCCCGUUGUGGUUCCAAGGGUUCCCAGAUUAACGUAUCUCAAAUGGUUGCUUGUGUCGGUCAACAAAUUAUUAGUGGUAGUCGUAUUCCCAACGGUUUCCAAGAUCGUUCUUUGCCUCAUUUCUUAAAACAUUCCAAAUCUCCUCCUGCUAAGGGUUUCGUCAGAAACAGUUUCUAUACCGGUCUUAGUCCAACCGAGUUUCUUUUCCAUGCUAUUUCAGGUCGUGAAGGUUUGGUCGAUACUGCUGUUAAAACAGCCGAAACUGGUUAUAUGGCUAGACGUUUGAUGAAGGCCUUCGAAGAUUUGACUGCUCAUUACGAUCUUUCUGUUCGUAACUCUGAAGGUGCUAUGCUUCAAUUCUGUUAUGGUGCUGAUGGUUUAGAUCCAAUGACAAUUGAAGGUGAUGGUAUUCCUGUCGAAUUUGCCCGUAAUUUGAGACACGUGAAAGAAAUGACCCCCCCUAAAAAAGAGAGAGGCCUCUUACCCUGGGAAAUCAAUCUUAUGGCUGCCGAAGAAACAAAGAGAGAUGUUUGGACCAAAAAUUGUAUGCAAACUUUCAUUGAUAUGGUGCUUAAAUUUGUUGCCGAUAAAGUGGCUGGUAAAUUAGCUUCUAUCAGAAAAAAGCAUGGCUUGCAAUCCGGUUUAGCUAUCCCUGAUGAAGAUUACAUGGAUAUUGAUAUUGAUGAGGAUGAGGACGAUGUUGUUAAAAAUGUUGUUCGUAACUUAUUCGUAGUUACAGAGCGUCAAUUGCGUGAAUAUCUUGCUGUUUGUAUUUCCAAGUAUCUUAAGGCUAAGAUCGAACCUGGUACUGCCGUUGGUGCUAUUGGUGCUCAAUCUAUUGGUGAACCCGGUACUCAAAUGACAUUGAAGACUUUCCAUUUUGCUGGUGUUGCUAGUAUGAAUAUUACUCUUGGUGUGCCUCGUAUUAAGGAAAUUAUUAAUGCUGCCAAGAUUAUCUCUACCCCUAUUAUCAAGUGUGAACUUCAUUUCAACAGAGAUGUAAGAGCCGCUCGUGUUGUAAAGGGUCGUAUUGAGAAGACCACUCUUGGCGAUAUUGCCAUGUACAUGGAAGAAGUCUAUGAGCCAAAUGAGUCUUACAUCUUGUUACGUAUCGAUUUGGAUGCUAUCAAUAGACUUCAAUUAGAGACUAACCUUCAUCAAAUUGCACAUGCAAUCAAGACGGCUACUAAAUUGAAAAUGGGUCAACUGGAUGUUCAAACCAGUAGACCUGAUAUCAUUCGUGUCUACGUGCAUGCUAAGCAAGAUGAAUCAAUGUACUACAGCUUGAAGGCCCUCAAACGUGUUGUAGCAAGUGUUGUUAUUACAGGUUUACCUUCUGUUGUUCGUGCAGUUAUCAGUGAAAAGGAAGGUGGUAAAGGAGCUAAACAACUUUUGGUCGAAGGCUACGGUUUACUUGAAGUUAUGACAACCGAUGGUAUUGUUGGUAGUGAAACUACAUCAAAUCACAUCAUGGAGGUUGCCCAAGUACUUGGUAUCGAAGCUGCAAGAAACACUAUUAUUAACGAACUUACAAACGUUAUGUCUUCUCACGGUAUGACCAUCGAUCAUCGUCACGUCUUCUUAUUAGGUGACAUUAUGACAAGUAAGGGUGAAGUUUUGGGUAUCACGCGUUUCGGUAUUUCAAAAAUGAAGGAUAGUGUUCUCAGUAUUGCGUCUUUUGAAAAGACUACCGAUCAUUUGUUUGAAGCCGCCUUAUACAGUAAAAAGGAUGCGAUCGUUGGUGUGUCCGAACAAAUUAUUAUGGGUAUUCCAAUGUCUAUCGGUACCGGUUUGUUUAAGUUGAUUCAUAAAUCAAUGAAGGCUUCUAUUCCUUCCCCAAGACCACUUCUUUUUGACAUUUAAUAAUUUUCAAUUUUUACUUUUAUACACUAUUCUUUUUUAUCAAUUCAUGCAAAAAUAACCAAAAAAAAAAUUAUAAUCCGCUGUUUUGCUCUAUACAUAAAUCCCUCGCAAAUAAAUACAUCAGCUCAUCAAAUAC
Molecule: messenger RNA, 4472 nt
Organism: Mucor mucedo
Lineage: Eukaryota; Fungi; Mucoromycota; Mucoromycetes; Mucorales; Mucoraceae
Exons: 8
Coding region: 158-4336 (1392 amino acids)
Biological process (GO): DNA-templated transcription
Molecular function (GO): DNA-directed RNA polymerase activity; DNA binding
Source: RefSeq, a predicted model, not a curated record